Molecule: messenger RNA, 2259 nt
Organism: Archocentrus centrarchus (flier cichlid)
Lineage: Eukaryota; Metazoa; Chordata; Actinopteri; Cichliformes; Cichlidae
Product: nuclear receptor ROR-alpha A-like
Exons: 11
Coding region: 83-1546 (487 amino acids)
Biological process (GO): regulation of transcription by RNA polymerase II
Cellular component (GO): nucleus
Molecular function (GO): RNA polymerase II cis-regulatory region sequence-specific DNA binding; nuclear receptor activity; zinc ion binding
Source: RefSeq, a predicted model, not a curated record
GGAUGACAGUGCCGAGAGAGCUGCCGCUCAUCACACACAGGGUGCUGUGUUACUGUUUUCUCCAUGACUUUGGAUUAUAAAUAUGUAUUUUGUCAUUUCUGCCAUGAAAGCUCAGAUUGAAAUAAUCCCCUGCAAGAUUUGUGGAGAUAAAUCAUCAGGGAUCCACUAUGGGGUGAUCACGUGUGAAGGCUGUAAGGGUUUCUUCAGACGGAGUCAGCAAAGUAAUGCCGCCUAUUCCUGUCCUCGCCAGAAAAACUGUCUGAUCGACCGAACAAGCCGAAACCGCUGCCAACAUUGCCGUUUGCAGAAAUGUCUAGCUGUGGGCAUGUCCCGAGACGCUGUAAAGUUUGGACGUAUGUCUAAAAAGCAGCGGGACAGUCUGUAUGCAGAGGUUCAGAAGCACCGCCAACAGCAGCAGCAGCAGCAGGGUCACCUCCUCCUGUCCCAUUCCAACCUUGGCAGCCCAAGCCCGGGCGAGUCCGAGUCACUGUCCUCUCACUACACCCUAUCCUCCACCGGCCUCACAGAGCUGCCCGAUGAGGGGGGACACUACGUGGAACAGAACUCACCUGAAGGUGGAUCUUUGUCGUCCAAGGGAGAUUCUGGAGGUGGAGGAGAAGGAGGAGGUGGGGGGUUCUACUUGGAUAUCCAGCCAUCUCCGGACCAAUCCGGCCUUGAUAUUAACGGCAUCAAACCGGAGCCCCUGUGUGAUUAUGGAUCCAGUAAUGGCUUUUUUCCAUAUUGCUCCUUCAGCAAUGGUGACUUACCACCCACGAUGCCCAUGGCUGAGCUCGAUCACUUGGCCCAGAUCAUCUCCAAGUCUCACCUGGAGACAUGUCAGUACUUGCGGGAGGAGCUGCAGCAGAUGAGCUGGCAGAGCUUCCUUCAGGAUGAGGUGGACAGCUACCAGAACAAGCCACAGGAGGUGAUGUGGCAGCUCUGUGCUGUGAAGAUCACUGAGGCCAUUCAGUAUGUGGUGGAGUUUGCUAAACGUAUCGACGGCUUCAUGGAUCUCUGCCAGAAUGACCAGAUUGUACUACUGAAAGCUGGUUCUCUGGAGGUUGUCUUGUUACGAAUGUGUCGCGUGUUUGACUCACAGAACAACACCGUCUUCUUUGAUGGGAAGUUUGCAGGUCCUGAAGUCUUCAAAGCUUUAGGCUGUGAUGACUUGAUCAUGGCGGUGUUUGACUUUGCUAAGAGCAUGUGUUUGCUGCACCUGUCUGAGGAUGAGCUUGCUCUCUUCUCAGCGUUCAUUCUGCUUUCUGCAGACCGGUCGUGGUUGCAGGAGAAGCUGCAGGUGGAGAAGCUGCAGCAGAAGACUCAGCUGGCUCUGCAGCGUGUGCUGCAGAAGAACCAGAGAGAGGACGGAGUGCUGAACAAGCUCAGAUGUAAGGUGACAGCGUUGCGUUCGCUGUGCAGUCGACACACGGAGAAGCUGUGUGCGUUCAGAGCUGUUUACCCUGACAUCGUGCGAACACACUUUCCUCCUCUUUAUAAGGAGCUGUUCAGUGCUGACCUUGAACUGACCCUGCAGAGCAGCGACUGAAGUGUGACUGGUGUAUGCAGACGGACCGUGCCCAGUUUCCAUGGACACAGAGGAUGGUGUGUCAUACAUCCAAAGACAGUUAGUGUGUGGCUGCUGUACUUCAUCUCCUGGACGCCUGAGCACAGACGCAGAGACCUGAAUUCAUCUUUUCCUCAGUUUGUGUUUUUCUCGUCCUCCUCUCAUGCCUCUGAGUUUGUGCUGAGGGGUCAGGCGGUCUCAUUAACACACAUCGUGUCUUAGGCUUCUGAACCUGGAUCAGAUUCACCUCUAACAAUACUCACACUGAAACCUGGUUUUUGUUUCCUGCACCUGAUUGUUGAAGCUUGUGUUCUCUGCACAGUUUUUUCAUUGUUUUGUUUGUUUGUUGGUGAAAGUUCAUUCUGUUGGAUUCAUUCACCUGUCUACUCAGGUUGUUUUACUCGAUUGUCAAAAGAUUCAAAGGUAGCAAAAACAAUUUCUUAAUUUUAAAAUGCAAAUAAAAUUAUUCUUGUCCUUUUUGAGAGUAAGUGAACACAUCUUAAAAGCACCACAUGAAAACUGCUGCUCUCUCAACUUUUGAUUCUUUGUAAAAGUGUUAUGUGACAUUUGAUAACAGUGACAGAUAAUAUUAGAGCAGCAGCAAAAAUGAAGCCAGUGCUGAAGUGACAAAAACUGCAGUUCUUCUAAUCACCACUUAAUUAUUGUAGGGUCUUUAUCUUACAAUAUAAUGCACC